This is a messenger RNA of Daucus carota subsp. sativus, 572 nucleotides long. Its product is annotated as major strawberry allergen Fra a 1.07-like. Lineage: Eukaryota; Viridiplantae; Streptophyta; Magnoliopsida; Apiales; Apiaceae. Bases 90 to 572 code for a protein of 160 amino acids. Gene Ontology annotation, molecular function: signaling receptor activity; abscisic acid binding; protein phosphatase inhibitor activity. The record is from RefSeq and is a predicted model, not a curated record. The transcript is spliced from 2 exons. Gene Ontology annotation, biological process: abscisic acid-activated signaling pathway; defense response. Gene Ontology annotation, cellular component: cytoplasm; nucleus.
UUAAGCCUUAUUACUAAAACCAACUCAAGAAGCUCUUCACCGAUCUUAUUUGAUCUUUAAGUAUUCACCAAACCCUAACGUAAACAAGCAUGGGCUUUGCAAGCUUCACUGAUGAGUACACUUCCCCUAUUGCUCCAUCAAGGCUCUUCAAGGCCUCCAUCGUCGACUCUCACAAUUUGAUUCCAAAGCUCUUGCCCCAGGGUAUCAAGAGCAUUGAACAUAUUCAAGGUGAUGGAGGAGCCGGAAGCAUCAAGCAAAUCAACUUCAUUGAUGGUCGCACUUUUAAUAGUGUGAAGUACCACAUUGACGAGCUUAGUGAAGACAAGUACAAGUACAACUAUACACUGUUGGAAGGCGAUGCCUUGGUGGAAAAUCUUGAAAAAAUAACUUACGAGGUUAAGUUUGAGUCGUCUCCUAGUGGCGGUACCAUCUCUAAGGUAACAAGCAAGUAUUAUACUAAAGGAGAAUUCAUGCUUAAGGAAGACGAUAUCAAGGCGGGCAAGGAAAAGGUUCUAUCCAUGUACAAAGUUGUCGAAGCCUAUCUCAUCCAAAACCCUGAUGCCUAUGUCUAG